Pistacia vera is the source of this 2275-nucleotide messenger RNA. Its product is annotated as wall-associated receptor kinase-like 10. Gene Ontology annotation, biological process: cell surface receptor signaling pathway; protein phosphorylation. NCBI's taxonomy places the organism in Eukaryota, Viridiplantae, Streptophyta, Magnoliopsida, Sapindales, Anacardiaceae. Gene Ontology annotation, molecular function: ATP binding; protein serine/threonine kinase activity. The coding region runs from base 78 to 2171 and encodes 697 amino acids. The record is from RefSeq and is a predicted model, not a curated record. Gene Ontology annotation, cellular component: plasma membrane. The transcript is spliced from 3 exons.
CUAUAUAUAGAGCUAACAUCUAUGUUGAAUCUCCAUCAAAUUUCUCAAAGAAGAGGUGCAGUCAGGAUUAACUAAUUAUGGCUGUUCAUCUUCAUUUCUUGUUGUUGCAUACCAUAAUUUUGUUAGUCUGGGCAAUCAAAGCAUCAGCAAUUCAUUGUCCAACGAGUUGUGGUAAUGUCAGCGAAAUAAGAUAUCCCUUUGGAAUUGGAGAAGGCUGCUACUACGAUGAAUGGUUUGCAGUAACUUGUGACAACUCUUCGGGCUCUCCAGUACCUUUCCUCAGUAGAACGAACCUGAAAUUAGCAGAAGACGUCUCUCGUCGAAGCAAAGGGAUGGCCAAUGGAUUAAGAGCUUAUGUGAAUACAUUGGAAGCUGAAAACCUGUCAAGAACGCCGUUUUACUUUUCACAUAAGCUCAAUAAGUUCAUGGCCACUGGUUGUAAUAGUUAUACCACGACAUUCAAAAGACAUCAAAUCAAGUCAAAAACUAGGUGUCUGCCUAUUUGUACAUGUGAUCCUGCUAAAGAUAAAAGAUGCUAUGAUUUGAUGUGCACCAUUUCUUCAAGUCUUCAGGCUUUUUCAGUUCCCGAGAACUGCACAGGUGCCCUCAUGGUUGAGCAAGAUUGGCUCAUGACAAACUACCUAGCCAAUACCAAUGCCAAUGUUUCGAAAGAAAGAGAGCUUUUUCCUGUAGUGAUAGAAUUCGGAAGAUACAUGGGGAAAUGUUUGGAACCAUAUAAAUCCCGGAAAACAUAUUGUAACAAAGAUGGUUUUUGUUUAACACAAUUAAAGUCAGGCUUUUUUUGUGUCUGCAGUCAGCCAAAAGAAAAACACGAUGAAUCAGGCUGCACAGGUAACUUGUUCUGUACUAUCACAAGCCACAACGAUUGCUCCAACUGUCCCGGUGGUUAUACGUCCAUAUUUUCUCAUAACGGUGAUAAGGAACUCAUAUGUUACUCAUCAAAAAUUCCCGGGAAUAAAAUCUUUAUCAUCAUAGGUUGCAGUUCUGGGCUUGGGAUGCUGUUGCUAGGAAUCGGAGCAUGGUGGUUGUACAAGUUCGUUAAAAGAAGGAAAGCAAACAAGCUUAAGCAAAAAUUCUUUAAAAAAAAUGGUGGUUUGUUAUUACAGCGACGCAUGUCUUCCGAUGACGGCAACAUUGAGAAACCAAAAUUGUUUACCGCAAAUGAAUUGGAGAAGGCAACUGACAGCUACAAUGCGAAUCGUAUCCUUGGUGAAGGAGGUCAAGGCACUGUGUAUAAAGGAAUGUUGGAGGAAGGAAAAAUUAUAGCUGUUAAAAGGCCCAAGAAAGUGGAUGAAAGUAAAGUUGACGUAUUCAUCAAUGAGGUGGUAAUUUUGUCACAGAUUAAUCAUAGGAAUGUGGUUCAAUUGUUAGGGUGUUGUUUGGAGACUGAAGUUCCCCUUUUAGUCUAUGAAUUCAUUCCUAACGGAACUCUUUUUCAGUAUAUACAUGAGCAAAAUGAGGAAUUUCCACUCACUUGGGACUUACGCCUAUGUAUUGCCAUAGAAGUUGCAGGUGCUCUAUCUUACCUACAUUCAUCUGCUUCUCUACCUAUAUAUCAUCGAGAUAUUAAGUCAUCAAACAUACUAUUGGAUGAAAAAUAUCGAGCAAAAAUUUCAGACUUUGGGGUUUCAAGAUCUAUUGCAGUUGACCAGACUCAUUUGACCACUCAAGUGCAUGGGACCUUUGGAUACUUUGAUCCGGAGUAUUUUCGAUCAAGUCAAUUUACAGAGAAAAGUGAUGUUUAUAGCUUUGGAGUGGUUCUUGCAGAGCUCUUAACUGGACAAAAACCUAUUCGUUCAACUAACUUAGAAGAAGAUAAAAGUUUAGCAUUCUAUUUUCUUCAGAUAAUGAAAGAAAAUCGUUUGUUUGAAAUCCUUGAUGCUCGGGCUUUGAAGGAUGGUAGAGAACAAGAGAUUAUGGCAUUUGCUAAUCUCACAAGAAGAUGUCUAAACUUAAAUGGGAGGAAGAGACCUACAAUGAGAGAAGUAGAAACAAAGUUAGCAGGUAUUAGAACAUCCAACGAAGCUUCAAUCUUGAAAGAAAAUUGUGACGAUAUCGAAUAUGUUGAUGGUGACACAAACAAUCAACUAGAAACCAGUUCAUUGUGUACUGGAUCGUUUUUGGAUAGUACCACGUUUUCAAUAGACUAAUCCUUUGAUUUCAAGCAAGUGUGGCAAUGUAACAAAAUAAUUAAUUUGUUUCUGGUUGUAUCUUAUCCUAUGUUGAAGGUAUUGUGUUAAUUGAGCAUUAAGUU